Molecule: messenger RNA, 3393 nt
Organism: Rana temporaria (common frog)
Lineage: Eukaryota; Metazoa; Chordata; Amphibia; Anura; Ranidae
Gene: SMARCAD1
Product: SWI/SNF-related, matrix-associated actin-dependent regulator of chromatin, subfamily a, containing DEAD/H box 1
Exons: 24
Coding region: 127-3096 (989 amino acids)
Cellular component (GO): nucleus
Molecular function (GO): ATP-dependent chromatin remodeler activity; chromatin binding; DNA binding
Source: RefSeq, a predicted model, not a curated record
AUUGAGGCGCCUGCUCCUGUCCCUGGCCUGGACGGUGUCGUCAUCAGGCAGCGCAGGUUGCCGGAGACCCUGGAAGCCGCGGGAAGGGAGAAGGAGAUUAUUUUGUGGUGAACAAGAUAGAAAGAUAUGAGCUUGUUCAAUCUUGACCGCUUCCGCUUUGAUAAGAAGGGGGACCCAGCUUCCACUGAUAAGGAAGGAACAAGCAGACCCGGAACUCCAAAUAAUGAACUUGAGGAAAAACCUAUGACCAGCAUUCCAGAGACUCCAGAAAAUAAGAGGCUGAACAAUGUUUCCUUCUUUAAGAAGGAUAAAGGUGUAAGUUUUCUGGACUCUGAGUCUGAAAUCGAGGACCAAGAAAGUCAACCAAGUAUGAGUUCCACACACAGGAAAGCCCACCCAAGGGAAGAGAACGGGGUUUCAGAUGAUUCAGCAGAUGAAUGCCCUCCUCCCGAGAAGACUACUGCAACAAAUGUAUCUCAUGUUAGCGAUGGGAUCAAAGAUGAAAAACUCCUAAAACUUCAAGAAAUCUUCCCUCAAAGGACCAGUGAAGAGCUAUUGCAACUAAUUCAAUCCACAGACACAUUGGAAGAUGCUGUAGCUGCUGGUAUAGCUCGCUUUGAUGAUAAGGAUAAAAAAUCAUCUCGGAAAAGAAAGGCAGAGGACUGUCCCCAGGAUGGGGCUGAGGAAAAAGUUUCAAAAAAGAAGAAAUCUGAUUCUUUUGGUGUGGACAGUGACAGCUCGGGCUCUGAAGAAGAAUGGGAAAAACAAGAGACCAGUGUAAAAAAGCUGCAGAAGCAUUUUCCUGAUUUGGAUAAGGAGGAGCUUAGAGAGGUUCUUCAAGAACAUGACUGGUCUUUUCAUGAAGCACUCGAGGCAUUGAAGUUGUUUGCUGAAGAUGAACAAGAUGACUUGCAGAGCACUUCCAAAAGCGCUACGUGCAAUGGAACAUCAGAAAGGGACAAAUCCAAUUCUAAAAACAGCACCAAAGCCAAGCCAGAUCACAAAUCUAAUGAACUGAUACAGAACGGUUUAAAGAAAAAAUCAAAAGGCAAAAAAAAACUGAUCAGCUUUAAACGAGAUUCAGAAAGCGAUGAGUCUGCUUCGGAUGCAGGCAGUGUUCUGGAUGAAGACUACAGCAGUAGUGAUGAGAUAAUGGAGGAAGAACACAAAACUAAAAUAGUUAGCUUCCUUCAAGAUGCUUCCUUGGAUGAGCUCUCUCUGAUCCCUCAGUGCUCUCUAAAAAAAGCUCAGAGGAUCACUGAGCUCCGGCCCUUCAAUUCUUGGGAUUCUCUGCUUAACAAAAUAAACAAAGUGAAUACUCUUUCCUUGGACAUGGUUUGGAACUGUAAAAUACUGAUCAAGGAAAGAGCAGUGGUUUUAAAACUUAUGAACAGAUGUGAGGAGAUUUCCCAGAAAUUGGUGAAGCAGGUGACGCAUAUCACUGAAGAUGGAGAAAGUGGGUGGAAUGUGAAGCCACCAUCUAUGCUGUCCAAGAGUCUAGAGCUCAAGCCUUACCAGAAGAUCGGUUUGAAUUGGCUAGCUUUGCUUCACAAACAUAAUGUCAAUGGAAUUUUGGCAGAUGAGAUGGGUUUGGGCAAAACUGUUCAAGCUAUUGCAUUCCUUGCGCAUCUUCACAUGUUGGGAAAUAAGGGCCCGCACCUUGUGGUAGUACCUGCUUCAACUUUAGAUAACUGGAUACGAGAAUUUAAUCAGUGGUGUCCAGACAUGAAUAUCUUACUAUACUAUGGUUCUCAGGAAGAUCGAAAGCACUUACGCUAUGACAUACUUAAUAAAGUGAUAGAAUUGAAUGUAAUUGUCACAACAUACAACUGUGCAAUUAGCAACUCUGAGGAUCGCAGUUUGUUCCGACGAUUAAAGCUAGAUUUUGCAGUGUUUGAUGAAGGACACAUGCUGAAGAACAUGAGUGCCAUUCGCUAUCAGCACCUUAUGACUUUAAAUGCCAAGCAUCGCCUCCUACUGACUGGAACUCCAGUGCAGAAUAACCUACUAGAGCUGAUGUCACUCCUGAAUUUCGUCAUGCCUCACAUGUUCAGCAGCAGCACCAGUGAACUCAAAAGAAUGUUCUCGUCCAAAGCGAAAUCUACUGAUGAACAAAGCACUUUUGAAAAAGGAAGAAUUGCUCAUGCUAAACGAAUCAUGAGGCCAUUUAUUCUCAGAAGAGUUAAAAGUGAGGUCCUCAAGCAACUACCUCCAAAGCAAGAUCAUAUUAAGUUUUGCCCAUUGUCCAAGAAGCAACAGCAGCUGUACAAUGAUCUGAUGAAUAAACUAAAGCGCUCCGUUGAAGGCACAGAGAAAAAUACUGAACUAUGCAAUGUAAUGAUGCACUUAAGAAAAAUGGCCAAUCACCCUUUACUACACAGGCAGUACUAUACUGCAGAGAAGUUAAGAAGUAUGUCCAAACUGAUGCUUACGGAACCUACACAUUGUGAAGCCAAUCCUGAUCUCAUCUUUGAAGAUAUGGAGGUUAUGACAGAUUUUGAACUACACAGGCUUUGCAAUGAAUUCUCAAGCCUAUCUACAUUUACACUUGAAAAACAGCUCAUUUUAGAUUCUGGGAAAUUUGAGAUGCUGGAGAACUUACUAUCUGACCUUAAGAAGAAGGGUGACAGAGUUGUACUUUUCAGCCAGUUCACUAUGAUGUUGGACGUAUUGGAGGUCUUUCUACAGCACCACCAGCAUCGGUAUCUCCGACUAGAUGGGAAGACUCCGAUAGCAGACAGGAUACAUCUUAUAGAUGAAUUCAAUAGCGACAUGGAUAUAUUUAUAUUCCUUCUAUCUACUAAAGCAGGUGGACUUGGGAUAAAUCUUACCUCAGCAAAUGUUGUAAUCCUCCAUGAUAUAGACUGUAAUCCUUACAAUGACAAGCAAGCUGAAGAUCGCUGCCAUAGAGUGGGCCAAACCAAGGAAGUGAAUGUUAUCAAGUUAAUUGGUAAAGAAACAAUCGAGGAGUCCAUGUUAAAAAUCAGUCAACAAAAAUUAAGAUUGGAACAAGAUAUGACGGCCACAGAUACAGGAGAUGAAGGAUCCAUUCCCCUAGAUAUGGCGACUUUACUAAAAACGUCUCUUGGUCUUUAAUGAAGAGUCUUUUUUUUUUUUUUUUUUUUUUUCUAAUUACGUUUUCGAGGCAGUGCUUUUUAUACUGAUGUAAAAGAUUGUGAACUGUCCUUUUUUUUUUUUGUAAGUAUUUCUCAAACUGAACUUACAUUUAUAGCAAUUGGGGGUAUCUGAGCUGUUUGAUGUACUGUUUAAAUUUCACAGCAGCUAAGUAAUCCACAUUUUGGAAAUAACAUUCUGAAUAUGUUAAAGGGGUUGUAAAGGUACCUUUUUUUUCCCCUAAAUAGCUUCCUUUACCUUAGUGCAGUCCUCCUUUAC